UGUAUUGCUAACUGUACUUGGUAUAUUUUGUUUGUAUAGUAUGAUGAGAUGAGGACGCUGAGGGACAGUCAAGUCUGCGUCUGCGACCAGCGGUGGCGUGAGUUGAGCUACCCUCCCGCCGCGGCUCAGGAUCAGCACAGCUUGGUAUCCCAUGCACAAAAUCUGUGGAACGAUUGGGAGAUCCAAUGCUUGGUGUUGGUGAGCUUCUCCCUACAGGUCUUCCUCCUCUUCUCCGCCGUCUUCCGGAAACUGUACCGCUCCGUCGUGCUCAGCGUGCUGCUCUGGCUCGCUUACUUAUCAGCGGACACUGUGGCAGUCUACCUCCUCGGCCGCCUCACGCUACUUGUGGGUGAUGACCCGCGCCACCAGAUAGUGCUCUUCUGGGCUCCAUUCCUGCUGCUCCACCUCGGCGGGCAGGAGACCAUCACAGCCUUCUCCAUGGAGGAUUGUGCGCUGUGGAAGCGUCACCUUCUGAACCUGGCCACCCAGGUGUCGCUGGCCAUCUAUGUCGUGUGCAGGCAGUGGCGAGGAGGCGACAAGCAGCUGGUGGCUCCCACGACGCUCAUGUUCAUCGCUGGGAUGACCAGCUAUGCCGCGAGGAUAGCGGCACUCAAGAGAGCCCAGCCAACAUCAUCGAUGUCGUCGUCGGAAAACAGCAACUUUAUCAAGUAUGAAAUGAUUAAUUACAAUCACGAGCUAGCAUGCAUCAUUUCACAUAAGCAAGAGAGAGAUUUCGAGAGAGUCAUGGAGCUGGCCACCAAUGGCUUCAGCCUAAGCUUGGAUUUCUUGAUGGACGUAGCGAAGAAAGAUUAUCUCACAGCUCCCACUUCUUUAACAGAAUCAUUUUGGGGAUCUGUAGAAAUAUUUUUGAGAUGUCGAUCUUCAGACACGGACGACAUGUUAUUCAAGUUGGCUGAGAUCCAUCUCUCAUUGAUCUACGACCACUUGUACACCAAGUUUGGAGGAAACCUCAUGGCAGCGUGCUGCCGCCUGACCACAUUUGCCCUAACAAGUAUUGCCCUCGUUCUGUUUGUUGUAUCCACCAGGCUUGAUCACAAGGGGAACACCUACUAUAAGACAGCUGACAUAACCAUAUCUUACAUAUUACUUGUGGGGGCCAUUGCAUUGGAGAUAUCAUCUGUCUUGCUGUGGCUCUUGUCAUCGUAUUCACCAUGGAAAUUUCUCGGAACCUCGUCUGUUGCAGACAGCGUAUUGUACAGCAUCAUCAAAUGUCUCAGUCGUGUAGAAAGCAGAGUGGAGUGGUCAGGGAAGAUGCAACAGUUGAACAUGGUUGACUGGUGCAUCCAGGAGAGACAAACUACUGCAGGAUGGCUGGAAUGGAUGAAGCGUCGUGUCGGCAUUGAAGGACGAGCCUGCACCAAGCCUGUCGAAGUAUCUGCAGACCUAAAGAAUCUAGUCCUUCAUAAAAUGCUCCAGACAUUAGAUGCCAUUUCAUCUAGACGAUCGGAGUUGGACUUGACCAAAUUCCAUGGCCAGUGGGCUCAACUGUGGGUCUAUCCUCACUUAUUCAGCCAGAGCAGGCUGCCCAAAGUAGUGCAGCUCGUCAAUAACCUCAUCGAGGUCCUCGGGAGAACAAAGAAGAAAAAAGAAAGCAGUGAAGCACCACAACGAGCACCUGAGAUGAUCAGGCUGACACUGACACCACCACUACUACUGCUAGUAGUAGUAGUAGUAGUAGUAAGGAUUAUAAGUUGAAAAGCUCGAUCCGGGAGUUAUCAAAUUACGUCAUGUAUCUUCUUGUCAAGUGCAAAGCAAUGGUCACUGUGUACGAUAUUGACAGUCUCAAUGGCAUUCGACGGACAUUGCUGAACAAUUUGGAUAUCAUAAUUUACCAAAAAGUUGAUGGGAGGCCUAUCCAGAAUAUCCACGAUGUUGUGUUUUCAGAAGCUAACAAAAUCUCACGGGAGUUCCUUCGAAUAGGGGAGGAGGUGGGUCGCUGGGACAUGAUCGCGAUGGUAUGGGUGGAGAUGCUCUGCUACAUUGCCUUUAAUUGUGAUGCCGCUUUCCACACUAAACAGCUAUGUGCUGGUGGGGAGUUUGUCACCCAUGUCAAGAUGCUCCUCGUGAUUCUAAAUUUUUCAAUUUAAACACGAAUUAUGAUCAAUUCUGUAUGUAAUUGAUAUUUCCUCCACUCAUGAUACAAUAAUA
Panicum hallii is the source of this 2169-nucleotide messenger RNA. RefSeq lists its product as uncharacterized. The record is from RefSeq and is a predicted model, not a curated record. Bases 49 to 1716 code for a protein of 555 amino acids. The transcript is spliced from 4 exons. Lineage: Eukaryota; Viridiplantae; Streptophyta; Magnoliopsida; Poales; Poaceae.